Messenger RNA from Nematostella vectensis (starlet sea anemone), 1141 nucleotides. RefSeq lists its product as uncharacterized. The record is from RefSeq and is a predicted model, not a curated record. The coding region runs from base 106 to 642 and encodes 178 amino acids. The transcript is spliced from 5 exons. NCBI's taxonomy places the organism in Eukaryota, Metazoa, Cnidaria, Anthozoa, Actiniaria, Edwardsiidae.
GAUUGAGCAGAGCGCAAUUUCAAGGCUUGACGCAUAAGACUAAAGAAAAAGACUGAGAUCAGAAAAUUAUCCAGGGUUUAUUGAAAGCAGGGUAUAGUCAUUACCAUGUCUUCCCGCGUCCGCGUUCUCAUGUGCCUAGUGGUGGCGGUAGCGAUGAGAGGUGCUGCUGGGUGUGUAGAAGAUGUAAACUUUGUUCGCGUCGGCUGCUACAAUGACCCUCAAGAACAUCCCCGACCACUUCCCGAAAUCCUGGAGAACUUCCGACUGCCUCCGAAUAAUCUUAACUGGACCGAUCUGAACAGUAGCGUGGUGGAAGAAUGCGCGCGCUUAGCUGAGCAGAAGAACUAUUCUUACUUUGGGGUGCAGUUCUGGGGAGAGUGCUGGUCGGGACCGCAGGCUCAAGAUACAUAUGACAGAGAUGGGCAUUCUGAUGAAUGCUAUGAAGAGACAGUGGGGAUGGAUAAUGCGAAUAUGGUGUAUCGUCUCACCGGGAAAGAGAAGGAAUGCGAAGAAUACAGGAAUAUAGACGAUCCUACAAGGUCAGCACUCUACACAGGUUUUAGCCAGCCGUGUGAUGUGGAUAUUUUCGGAGGAGACAGGGUUCGUUUUUACGGGGGAGUCUGGGGCACAAAUGCCGACUGACCCCGUACUCGAAAAGCAUUGCGGCAUCACCGAACCUGGAUGGCUAAAUGUAAUCAUCCCGCGGUGACUGAUGGGAAUGUCGUACGAGAUAUCUGUUUUACUUACAAGGAUAAUACGUGUGACUCGAAAGUCGAAGCUACUGUGAAAAACUGCGGUCGAUUCUACGUAUAUAAACUUGGUUCAACGGAAGGAUGUCCAAGGCGGUACUGCGGAAAAUGGUACAACUUCCGGUCUUUCAUACUGAUGGUCUUACUCAUGAACUAUUGUUGUGUGAGAUGACAAUAAAGUUUUUUCGUGUCUUGUUUUUUAAAUGGAAGAUUCUGAUUCAUACAUGGAGCUGGGACUUGGAUAGAUCUGAAAAAAACACACAGCUUGGAUCAUAAGUAAAUUCGGUGAGAGUAAAUACGCUAGGCCACAAUAUGUGUGACAAAAAUUCAUGUGCAUUGUAAAGCUUUACUUGUGGAAUAAAUCAUUGUUGUCAUACAGCAUCUCUGCAUAA